Messenger RNA from Magallana angulata, 880 nucleotides. Its product is annotated as neuropeptide FF receptor 1-like. Gene Ontology annotation, biological process: neuropeptide signaling pathway. The record is from RefSeq and is a predicted model, not a curated record. The transcript is spliced from 2 exons. Lineage: Eukaryota; Metazoa; Mollusca; Bivalvia; Ostreida; Ostreidae. Gene Ontology annotation, cellular component: membrane. Gene Ontology annotation, molecular function: G protein-coupled peptide receptor activity. The coding region runs from base 124 to 738 and encodes 204 amino acids.
CCACAAGGAAAUUUAUUUUGAAUUGAAAGAAAUAAGCCCAUUUCGAAAAAGUAAGGUAGAAAACAAUGCUUUUAUAAAAGGUAAUUCUUCAUAGAAAAUUUAUUUACUAGGAACGAUCCAAGAAUGGCCGGACCAUCCAACACCAGCGUGAGAAACUCCAACUAUUCAGAGCUAUUAAUCGAACAGUUUGAAUUAGAGGAAUUUCUCAGAGACGAUGUUGCUGUUGUGGUUUACUUAAUCUUCCUAUGUGUUGUGGGAACGAUUGGUAAUGGACAUGCUUUCAUUGUCUACCAAGUCAGGUACAAACCCUCUAACCACCGGGUGUUCGUCGUACGGCUGGCCGCCAUUGACUUUGUUGCGUGUGCAGUCUGUGUGCCGUUUGAAAUCGUAGACAUAAGACAAGGGUAUACGUUUGACUCGGUUGUCGCGUGUAAAUGCUUUCGAUUUUUAAAUCAUGUGGUCAGUAUCGCAUCAGGACUGAUGCUGUGCCUAAUAGCUGUGGAGAGGUAUAGAAAAGCGUGUUGUCCGUUUAAAAGACAGAUGUCUGAAGGAGAGACAAAGAUCGCCUGCAUGGUCACUGUUGGAAUUUCAAUAUUUCUGUCAACAGCUUCUAUUUAUUUGUAUGACGUGACGCUAAAAUUUACAGAUAUUCCGAAUCUUUCGGGAACAGAUUGUACUGUUGGAGCCAGCGAGACCCAGCAAUCGUUCUUCCAGGAAAGAGUUUAUACAACCAAAUGAAGUUUCGUCAGUCAGCUCAGUUCAAAGAUAUUCAGAAGACACUAGACAGAGACAUUGAAAAUAAAGUAUUGGAUAAACCGGAUGCAGGCGAUUUGCAUCAGAUUCACGAAGAAGAAUCUAGCAUUUAUUCGGUGAAAAACAU